UUGCCCUGCACUUCUCCAGGGAGGAAUGGAGCCUCCUUGAUGAGGGUCAGAGACAGCUGUACCUGAAUGUGAUGCUGGAGAACUUUGAACUUAUAUCCUCUCUGGGUUGCUGCUGUGGAGCAGAGAAUGUGGAGGCAACGACUGAACAGAAGGUUUCUGUAAGAUUGUCACAUGCAAGGAAUCCCAAGUUAGCCUUGUCUUCCCAGAAGAGCGACCCCUGUGAGAGUUGUGGGGUGGUCUUGGGAAACGUUUUCCACGUGAUGGAGCUGCAGGGAACACAACAUGGACAAAUACUGUUGAGGUGUGGGACAUGUGCAAAACAAUUUUUUUUUCACACAAAAUUUCUCCAGCAGCAUGUAAAAGAGAAAUCUUUCACUACAGGUGUGGACAGGAUCUCACUUGCAAACAGCUACAAUUUCAAUGUAUCCCAGAAUCGUUUCACAUGCGGGGAGGUUGGGCAGGGUGUCCUUGCGGGGUCAGGACAUCUCCACCUAAAGGCUACUCAGACCAGGGACAGUCCAACCUCAAUUUCGACGUAUGGGAUGCCUUUUAAAAGGAGAAAAAUUUAUUACAGUAGAAAAGAUUGUAAGGGAGACAUUAGUUGCACCCACCCAUUUAUUCAGGAAAAAGAUGUCCAUCUUGGAAGUCAGUGUUUUCUGUCCUCUGAAUGUGGAAAAUAUUUUUCCAAAUUUCCUAGCCUUCAUUAUCAACAGAGAGGUCAAACUGGAGAAAAGCCUUAUCAAUGCAGUGAAUGGGGAAAAUCUUUUAUCGCUAAUGCUGACGUUCACCAACAUCAGAGAGUUCAUACGGGAGAAAAGCCUUAUAAAUGCAGUGAAUAUGGGAAAUCUUUUACUUCUAAGAAGAACCUUCAUAAACAUCAGAGAGUUCACACUGAAGAAAAGCCUUAUAAAUGCAGUGAAUGUGGAAAAUCUUUUGCAUGGAGCAAUGCCCUUCGUUGUCAUCGAAGAGUUCAUACGGGAGAAAAGCCUUAUAAAUGCAGUGAUUGUGGAAAAUCUUUUGCGCGGAGCAGUGCCCUUCGUUGUCAUCGGAGAGUUCACACGGGAGAAAAGCCUUAUCAAUGCAAUGAAUGUGGAAAAUCUUUUACCUCCAAGAAGAUCCUUCAUCAACAUCAGAGAGUUCACACUGGAGAGAAGCCUUAUAAAUGCAGUGAAUGUAGGAAAUCUUUUACUACUAAAACCGUCCUUCGUCGUCAUCAGAGAAUUCAUACUGGAGAAAAGCCUUAUCAAUGCAGUGAAUGUGGGAAAUCUUUUACCCAGAGCACUGCCCUUCAUCGUCAUCAGAGAGUUCAUACGGGAGAAAAGCCUUAUCAAUGCAGUGAAUGUGGGAAAUCUUGUAACACUAAGAGCGAUCUUCAUCGUCAUCAGAGAGUUCAUACUGGAGAAAAGCCUUAUCAAUGCAGUGAAUGUGGGAAAUCUUUUACCCAGAGCUCUGCCCUUUGUCAUCAUCAGAGACUUCAUACAGGAGAAAAGCCUUAUCAAUGCUGUGAAUGUGGGAAAUAUUUUACCCACAGCUCUUCCCUUUCUUUUCAUCAGAGAGUUCAUACGGGAGAAAAGCCUUAUAAAUGCAGUGAAUGUGGGAAAUCUUGUAACACUAAGAGCGACCUUCAUCGUCAUCAGACAGUUCAUACGGGAGAAAAGCCUUAUCAAUGCAGUGAAUGUGGGAAAUCUUUUAACCAGAGCACUGCCCUUCAUCGUCAUCAGAGACUUCAUAUGGGAGAAAAGCCUUAUCAAUGCAGUGAAUGUGGGAAAUCUUUUACCACAAAGACCGUCCUUCAUCGUCAUCAGAGAGUUCAUACUGGAGAAAAGCCUUAUCAAUGCAGUGAAUGUGGGAAAUCUUUUAACCAGAGCACUGCCCUUCAUUAUCAUCAGAGAGUUCAUACGGGAGAAAAGCCUUAUCAAUGCAGUGAAUGUGGGAAAUCUUAUAAAACUAAGAGCAACCUUUAUCGUCAUCAGAGAGUUCAUACUGGAGAAAAGCCUUAUCAAUGCAGUGAAUGUGGGAAAUCUUUUACCACUAGCGUUGCCCUUCAUUAUCAUCAAAGAAUUCACACUGGAGAAAAGCCUUAUAAAUGUAGUGAAUGUGGGAAAUCUUUUACCCAGAGCACUCACCUUCGUUUUCAUCAGAGAGUUCAUACAGGAGAAAAGCCUUAUAAAUGCACUGACUGUGAGAAAUCUUUUACCCAGAGCUCUGCCCUAUGUCAUCACCAGAGACUUCAUACAGGAGAAAAGCCUUAUAAAUGCACUGAAUGUGGGAAAUCUUUUACCCAGAGCUCUGCCCUUUGUCAUCAUCAGAGACUUCAUACAGGAGAAAAACCUUAUCAAUGCAGUGAAUGUGGGAAAUCUUUUAUCCGGAGCACUCACCUUCGUUAUCAUCAGAGAGUUCAUACGGGAGAAAAGCCUUAUAUGUGCAGUGAAUGUGGGAAAUCUUAUAGAGGCCGAAAUGGUCUCCAAUAUCAUCAGAGAGUUCACAAUGGGAAAAGCCAUUCUGAGUGCAAUUAAUAUGAGGUAUCUCUCAGCCAAAUUUCUAAAUUCGUUCUCCGCAUAAGAUUGCAAAUGUGAGAAAUUUCUUAGAUGUGUAGGAAAUGCAGUUUCUUAGUUAGGACUUAACAAUAAUACAAGAAAAUUUAUGAAUCCUCAUUUUUCUGAAUUGUAUCUCAUACAUUUAAUCGCCUAUAUUCUGUAAGGUUCCCAUAAGUGUUUUUGCUGUUGUGUUUCUGUGAUAUUAUGUUGGAACACUAUGUAAUUAUGUUGCACGUUCUAACAUACAGAGAUGUCCUGCCAGAUCUAUGUCAUUGCAUAUUUCUGUUGCUGAAGGUAUUUCACCUGAACCACCUAUAAGGUCUCUACAGAUGGCAUCAAUCACCGUCCACAUAUGCCCAGGAAAGCCAAGUCUUUUGUCUAAUUUGUUGACAGAAAUGAGGAAUACCUGAGCCCUUAGUUCUUUCUUCUUUCCCUGUCAUGCGUUGCCAUAUAUGACUCGUUACUGUUGUGCCCAUAAACAUAAUGUUGCAGAAGAACUGCUAUUUUCAGUGACACACUUUCCCUAGAUGCUAAUGAUGAGUUUAUUGAGUGCCGAAGUCAUCAAUGGGAGAACUGCCAGACUCAGGUUUCUUUCUUUGCAAAAUAAUGAGGCUUUUUCCUGAGACGUCUUUAAUCUUGUGUGUGCUAUUUAUUGUGUGGGUUAGUUUAUAAGAAAAUCUAGGCUCUCCAAGCAUGGUGAUGUCCAAAACUUUUAUGCGGUUUCAAACCUUUUUGGCCUUGAGAGAAGACCAUGGUGCAGAAAUUAGCUCAGCAGUUUUUGCCAAAUUUACAAUGCUACCCAUAAUUUUCCAGGAAACACUGUGGACUCUCUGGUCCGCAUGUUAAGAUGGAUGCUUAGUGACACAGAGGUCACUCCAAAGAGGGGGUAACUGUGACCAACUCAGUUAUGUCUGGGAGGAUGAAUUUUUUUUUUCCUGGUUUGCAAGGGAUGCCAAUACAUGUGAAGGGAAUCUCUUGCCCAGGUGUUGCAGAGGGCCAUGUGCCCUAAUGCCUACAAUUUCACGAGUGAUGUUCACUGGUUUGAGGACCAUAGCAGUGAGCGAAACCCUUUCACUGCAGGAACACUGACCUAAUUGUUGGACGAGACUGCAGCCCAUUAGAUGGAAGGGACCUCACCUAACUGUGCAUCUAGGAAUCAUUUUGGGGAAAAGUCUACAGGAGUUCUGUGUAUACAGAUCUCAGGGAUCCCAGGCAUGUUUAUUUUCUGUGGAGCGGUCAUUGUCAUUGAUUAUAAACAAGGUUUUUUGUGGCUCUUGUAGCUUCUCAGAUGUUCCUGUCAGAGCCAUUAGUACUCAGGCAGCAAAACAAAGAUGGAGACAAAGCC
Messenger RNA from Myotis daubentonii (Daubenton's bat), 3882 nucleotides. RefSeq lists its product as uncharacterized. Gene Ontology annotation, molecular function: DNA-binding transcription factor activity, RNA polymerase II-specific; RNA polymerase II cis-regulatory region sequence-specific DNA binding. Gene Ontology annotation, biological process: regulation of DNA-templated transcription. Lineage: Eukaryota; Metazoa; Chordata; Mammalia; Chiroptera; Vespertilionidae. The record is from RefSeq and is a predicted model, not a curated record.